Messenger RNA from Aureobasidium subglaciale EXF-2481, 2360 nucleotides. RefSeq lists its product as uncharacterized. The record is from RefSeq and is a predicted model, not a curated record. Gene Ontology annotation, cellular component: nucleus. Gene Ontology annotation, biological process: DNA-templated transcription; regulation of DNA-templated transcription. Gene Ontology annotation, molecular function: zinc ion binding; DNA-binding transcription factor activity, RNA polymerase II-specific; DNA binding. The coding region runs from base 200 to 2068 and encodes 622 amino acids. NCBI's taxonomy places the organism in Eukaryota, Fungi, Ascomycota, Dothideomycetes, Dothideales, Saccotheciaceae. The transcript has 5 exons.
UGCUCUCUUCGCUGACCGGCAUCGAAUCCUUCAGCUUACACACUCCAAAUCUAACCAACAUGGACUAAAGCUUGACGUUUGUCGAGGACAUAGUCGAAGGAUUCCCCCAGGCAAGACUGCAGAUAUAACUGCAGCACCAUGGCCGCCUGUGUGACCGGAGUAUCAGUUCGACAGAAGAACGCAUUGUUACACAUACAUCAUGAAGACCAGCAAAGAUACCCCUCGGACAUCAUCUACCCCUUCCGGCCGUACACGCCAACAGCCCGGCCUAGCCUGUGACGAGUGCCGUGCUCGCAAGCUUCGCUGUGACAGGCAACGCCCGACUUGUACCUUGUGCGAAAGCAUCGGAGUCGAAUGCGUCAGAGCCAGCACAAGUCUACCCCGCGGUCCCAAAAAGGGCCAUAUGCGCAUACUACAAUCGAAGAUCAAUGACUUGGAACGCCGCCUCAGCGAAACAGAAAUAGUUUGCACUCAACCUGCCCUAUCUGCAUCCGACCCAUCCAUCGAACACACAAUGGCAGAUGUCUGCGAGGCUCCUCUGGAACCCAUCACAACAACACAAUGUUUUAUUUCUGAUACUCGAGAACAAGGUCUGAUGGCUUUGGACCAACAUCUGCCACCGGAACUCGAUGUUGGCAUCGACCACUUUAUGCUGCAAACACCAUCAGACGUGCCAGAGCCAGCCUAUGGAAUGCUGACAGCUUCGACAAUCAAUACGUGCGACUCGGGUAUUGAUCUGAGCUGUGCCCCGUCUCAGCCAUUCGAUACCUCGACCUUCAUGACGACACACAUGCAGGCUGAUUUAGAUCAGAUGUACUUUGAUCGUGUCCAUGUGUUCAUGCCUAUGCUCCACCACAAACGAUACAUUGUACGAUCGAGGUCGCACACAUUAAUCGACCAACCAUUCGACUGUCUUCGCAAAGCCGUCUGGAUGAUGGCAGCUUCGGUCUGCCAACCACAGAACAUCCAGGACAUGCUCUACAUACAAGCCAAAACAACGCUAGAAGUUUUGGAAUUGAACUCGUACGAAGAUCUCGAGCACCUCGAAGAAGCCCAAGCCUGGAUCCUCGUCGCCAUGUAUGAGAUGAAGCGUGUCAGUUUUCGCAAAGGAUGGAUUAGUGCUGGUCGCGCCAUCCGAUUAGUGCUUCUUAUGAAACUUCACGAACUCGAUAUGCCACGCGGCCCGUUCGAACAAGAAAUCUUUGCCGACGCGCAACAAAACGAAAAUACAUGGAUUGUGACCGAAGAAAGAAGACGAACCGUGACCGAAGAAAGAAGACGAACUUUCUGGAUGGUCUACUGCUUAGAUCGAUUGAUCAAUCUGCUGAAUCAAGUGCCUUUCACGAUAAGUGAACAAUCUAUCUUGACAAGGCUUCCUGCAUCGGAAGAAGACUUUCAAUCAGGUCGUCCAGCUGAUACAGCCUUCCUUCUUGAGAUUCUACGAGGCACCGACAAGCAAAAACUGUCGGCUUUCAAUAAUCUACUCAUCCAGGUAACCCUCUGGGGUAGAGGGCUUUUGCACCAACACCGACGACUAGUCGAUGACUUCUACGGCAAUGAGAGCACAGAACCCGACUUUUAUCACCGUCUCCAAUGGCUCGACGGUAUCAUUGCUCAAAGUGAACACAUCAUGACUGCCCACGAUGCACAUGAUAGUGAUGGCCUGGACUCUAUGCUACUCUUCACGAACAUGGUAGCGCGAUCCAUGUUGAUCUCGCUUUGCAGAAAGACCGGCAACAAUCACCGUAGAGACACCUUUACCAACAUUGGCAGCAGCAAUGUGGUGAAGGGCUACGAGACUGGUACUUGGAAAGCCAUCACUGAGAUGCUAAAGUUCUCUGACGGCCUUCACCACUACGGUCAAUCCAAUAUACAUCCCUUUGCCGCAAUUCCUCUGUACUUUUGCGCAGACCUAUUACGAACAGCAAGUAGCGACGACGCUCUACAAUCAAUGCAGCAUCAACAAGUCAUGCUUUCCUUGCAAGAGCUGGCUUUGUCCAAUGUGGUUGCACAAAGUUGUGUGAAAAGGCUAGACACAAGUAGGUCAUGGGCGGAUCUCACAAAAUAGACGCUAUAGAGGAGCAGUCCACUUGCUAUGGUUUUCGUACAUGAGAAACCAAGGUUGCGGGUACAAUAAAUCUGGUUCCAGGCUAUAAUGAUUUAUAAUCGCUUCCAAGCAGUAUCACUCGUCAAGAAGCUGUCUUUAUACUUGUCCCGCAUCCUGAUGGCUCUCGGCAACACGGAUUGUAUGGAACCUUGCGUGUCAUCAACUAUCUGGUAGACGCAACUCCGCUGAGUAACAAUAGAUAAUCAAUGGUGAUAGCAUGACACUCCAAUCUGAAGCUACUUGACUUUCCGAA